AUGCUGGCCCUCCUCCAGUUAGUCGUGGACUACCUGGCCCCUCUCUUUUUGGUGUUAUCGCCGAUCACAUCCUACGCCGACCAAAUCGCCUCGAUACACAGGAAAAAGACGAGCGAUGGGUUCUCGCUGGAUAUACCCUUGAUCAUGUUGGUGGCAUCGAUAUUGAAAGUGUUCUACUGGUUCGGCGCGUACUAUGACAAAUCGCUCCUGGCGCAGGCGUGCCUCAUGAUCCUCGUGCAACUUGUACUGCUGAAAGUGGCGCUCGACAACACAGCGGCCGCUGGAGAAAAAGGCGGCGUGGGCCAUCAGCCGUUCCAGGGCUAUGCGCACAACAGCCCCGGGCACAAGGGCAUGCUAUGGAACUUCAUGAUGGAAGGGAGGCGGCCCUUUGGGUUUUGGCAGUGGAGUGCGACCAGACCAUACUUCAUCUUCCUCGGAUACUUCGCCGGCACACUCCUCUUCAUCCACGUCUUCCUGCCCUUCCUGUCCCGGACGCCCUUCUACAUCACCCUUCUCGGCUACGUGGGUCUUGCCAUCGAAGCCAUUCUGCCCGUCCCGCAGAUCCUCAAGAAUCACCGUGCUCGCUCUUGCAAGGGGUUUCGCCUCUCAGUAAUAAUCAACUGGCUGGCCGGAGAUGCCAUGAAGAUGAGUUACUUUUUCUUGAGCAAGGAGUUUGUGCCCUGGCCGUUUCGCCUGUGUGGGAUCUUCCAAGCCUGCUGCGACUCUUACUUGGGCGUGCAGUUUUGGAUGUAUGGGCACGGCCCUGUGGGGAUGCGGGAGGACAUGGAUGUGAGUAUGGCGAACGUGGGAGCGGGGAGUAUGGGCAAGGCGGGCUUCCCUGGCUGA
Cladophialophora yegresii CBS 114405 is the source of this 846-nucleotide messenger RNA. Its product is annotated as alpha 1,3-glucosidase. The transcript is spliced from 4 exons. NCBI's taxonomy places the organism in Eukaryota, Fungi, Ascomycota, Eurotiomycetes, Chaetothyriales, Herpotrichiellaceae. Gene Ontology annotation, cellular component: trans-Golgi network; endosome. The coding region runs from base 1 to 846 and encodes 281 amino acids. The record is from RefSeq and is a predicted model, not a curated record. Gene Ontology annotation, biological process: retrograde transport, endosome to Golgi; phospholipid translocation.